AUGCAUGAUCAGAUCAACACGACUGAGGUUAAACAGUCAACUCACAAAGGUCACAGUCCACCGCUCAGAGCACUCUCUAACGUAAGUGUCGAAGAAAAUGACUCUUAUUUACAGAAAUUUCACUUUGUUGGUGGCUUGGACUGUCCGGAUUGGAUUUUGGCUGAAGUAGCUUCGUUAUCCAAACUUCCUGUAUUGAAAUUCAAACAUUGGUGCUUAAGUUGCGUGGAAUGUUUGAUUGAAGGUAGAACUGAGUGGAAUGAUGUGCAUUUGUCAGUUCUGAAUGUAGAUCAAAAUCUUGAUGACGAGUCUGUAAAAAGAAUGUUAGCAGCGCUUGUUUUUAUUCUGGAAAAGUCUACAAAAAAUUUAUGUUCAGCUCAAGAUCUUGAAUUGGAAAUGCAGCAGCUGGAGCAUUGCAAACAACUAACUAAGAUUUAUGCCUUAAAUUUGGAAAAGCUGAAAAAUGUUUUGUUGUCGAGUUUUCGUCGCAUGCCAUCUCUAACUGUCACAUCGUUGGAUUCCACAGAAAAAGGAAUCAAAAAGGUAACUGGAGACAUUUUUGGUCUUGUUUCAGAACUCUCACAAGCUAUGGAUGUCAUGCGACCAUUUGUUCGAAAUGUCGUUGGUAAUACUCACUGA
Molecule: messenger RNA, 636 nt
Organism: Thelazia callipaeda (thelaziosis nematode)
Lineage: Eukaryota; Metazoa; Nematoda; Chromadorea; Rhabditida; Thelaziidae
Source: the annotation of a GenBank genome assembly